Messenger RNA from Trichoplusia ni (cabbage looper), 1265 nucleotides. It is a transcript of the gene mRpS22, whose product is annotated as 28S ribosomal protein S22, mitochondrial. The record is from RefSeq and is a predicted model, not a curated record. NCBI's taxonomy places the organism in Eukaryota, Metazoa, Arthropoda, Insecta, Lepidoptera, Noctuidae. Gene Ontology annotation, molecular function: structural constituent of ribosome. The transcript has 7 exons. Gene Ontology annotation, cellular component: mitochondrial small ribosomal subunit. Bases 89 to 1219 code for a protein of 376 amino acids.
ACGACAGAAGAAAAACUAAAUAAACAUUUGCGUUUGUAGGUUAGAUUUAUAAUAAUCCAGGAAUCGUAUUUAUUAAAGUUAUUUUAUAAUGUCACUCAUAUUACGCAAACUAGCUCGUAAUAAUCCAAGAAACAUAGUAACAGAUGCACAAAUACUUGUUUUAUCAUGUCGCAAAUUGAGUAUAGUUCCAUCUCUGUACGAUGGUGAACAGGAUCCAGCACCAAAGUUUUUCUCACCAAAUGUUCAGGUUUUGUUGAAACGUUUAACUCGGCCAGACUUUAAUAAAGUGUUUCGCAAAAGAACGAAUCAUGGACUGAACAUCCUCAAGACCCCAACGUACAAAUUUCUAACAAAUGAAGAGCUUGAAGAAGAAAUCGCUAAAGCAAAUGAGAAGGCUGAUAGAUUACUGCAAAUGCCUCCAAUUGUGAAGAUUCAAAAGCAUAUUGAUGAUGUUCUAUCUAAAGAUCCAGCUCUUGUGGGUUAUGACACUGCAAAGUAUAUAUUCACUGAUAUCACAUUUGGUGUAGCCAAUGAACACAGAUUUAUUGUUGAAAGAGACCCAGAUGGUGUUCUUCGUAGCUGCGAUCAUGAUGUCAGAAAAAGAUUAAACCAGGUAUACUUCCCGCUUCAUGGCCGUAGACUACGAGAACCAGUCAUGUUCGCUGACCCCGAGAAGUUUAACAGCCUGCUGGAAAGGGAGCAGUACGAGUUCGUGUUGGACCGUGCAUGCGUGCAGUACGAACCUGAUGAGCCGUCCUACCAGAGGGUCACCAGUAUCACAUACCAACAUCUGGACAGCAACAGCAAAUAUGAACUCUUGAGAUCGACUCGUCACUUUGGUCCCUUGGUGUUUUACCUCACGUGGCACAAGAGUAUGGACAACUUAAUGCUGGAGCUUCUUCAGACCGGAGCGGUGCGGGAGGCGGCGUUACUGGUCGCGCUGAGGCAGGACUUACAAGGAGAUGUUGUGAACAGUGAAGUGGCUCAGGGCUUAGUGCAGCAGAUUCUACCCACACCAAUACAACUAAAAAAACCGGAUCGUUUGACUGAAGAAGACAUCCAGAUCGACACAAAAUGCGUGGAAUGUAUAGAAAAGUACAUAGUCAGCAACUCGGCAAUGAAAAGCCAGCAAGAACUGGCCUUACAAGGCUUCAGGGAGAACUAUCAGCAGCUCAUCGAACUCAGUAGGGGCCUGCAAAAGGCCCACGGAAAUGCGUAGUGCUUAUAAACGAAUAAGAAUUAAAUAGUUAAGAGUUCUGUUCUAA